This is a messenger RNA of Thyridium curvatum, 1542 nucleotides long. RefSeq lists its product as uncharacterized. Gene Ontology annotation, molecular function: transmembrane transporter activity. The record is from RefSeq and is a predicted model, not a curated record. NCBI's taxonomy places the organism in Eukaryota, Fungi, Ascomycota, Sordariomycetes, Thyridiales, Thyridiaceae. Gene Ontology annotation, cellular component: membrane. The coding region runs from base 1 to 1542 and encodes 513 amino acids. Gene Ontology annotation, biological process: transmembrane transport. The transcript has 5 exons.
AUGGGAAACUCCGAUAUCGAGCAAGUUCAGGCUCUCGAGACUCGCUCGGAGCCUGAGAAAACCCCAGGCAAGGCUUUCCGGGGAGACUACGCAACCGGCGUUGUGGAUAUGUCUCCUGUUGAAAAGAGGUUGCUGAUUAAAGCUCGUUUACUAUUGGCCACUUUGAUGGCACUCAUGUAUUUCGCCGCUUACUUGGACCGCCACAGCAUUGGAAAUGCCUCCGUCAUGGGUAUGGCAAAGGACCUACAUAUUGGAGCCCACGACUAUUCCAAUGUCCUCUCCAUGUUCUAUGUCGGAUAUGUUAUAUGCAUGCUCCCAGCAAACAUCAUACAGCGCAAAUUCUCUCCGCACUACAUCGUUGGCACUUCAUGUACUAUAUUUGGUCUUUCGGUAGCGUGCAUGGCGGCCGCGCGAAACUACGGGGCCAUGCUUGGUCUGCGUAUCCUCGUCGGCUUCGCCCAGUCUUUCAUCCAGGGCAUGACAGUCUAUUUAUCUCUGUGGUUUCGGCGGGAUGAAAUAGCUGGCAUCGCAGCGAUUAUCUACUCGGCCGCCACUAUCUCGGGUGCCUUCGGCGGCUUCAUCGCUUACGGUAUCGAGAAGAACGCCAAGCUGAGCCUUGCCGUGUCAGGCCUUGAACCCUGGCGGUGGCUCUUCAUCAUUGAGGGUUGCAUUGGCGUCUUUGUCGGGAUACUGUUUUAUACCAUGCUUCCCCAGUUCCCCGACAAGCUACAGGAAAGGGGCGGCAAGCACUGGUUCUUCACCAAGGAGGAGAUAGAUGUCGCGUGCGAGAGGACCUCCUCCUUUAAUACGAUGGGAGCCAAGGUGGAGGUGCGCCAGAUCCUCAUUGCCCUCACAAGUCCUCUAUCGUGGGGCUUUGCUUUGGUAAACGGAGGGGUAGCUUCGGGCAUUGCAACCAUCGGGGUCUUCUUGCCUACCUUUGUACGCGAGCUAGGCUAUUCGAAAGGCAAGCAAGCAUUCUACCUGGUCAAUGCCCAGCUCUUCAGCGUCAUCCCCUACGCCGUGGCCUUCGUAUCCAUUCUCGUCGCCAACCACCUCUCGGAUCGCUUCAACAAGAAAGGCAUUCCGUUAGUAUGCUGUCUAUCCACUGCCACAAUCGGCCUCAUUGUCAUCAUGACCGAGGCGCCAACAGCUGGUAAGAUGGCGGCCCUGUGUCUCGUCGCUUCCGGGGUCUACCCCUCGGUCACUCUGUUGGCCGCUUGGUGCGGAUCCAACAUUGCAGGGUUCACCAAGCGGGCCACGACGUGGGCCAUGGCCGAGAUCACCGGCCAAUGCCUAUCCAUCAUGGCCACCAAGAUCUACAACACGCCGCCGCGUUACUUCAAGGGCCACGGCGUGCUGCUGGGCCUGCUGGCGUUUGGCGUUAUCGAUUGCGUGGUGCUCAUGUGGUGGAUGCGUAAGGAGAAUGUCCGCCGCGAGGCCGAGGUGGGCGCGUACAUGGCGCGGGGUGAAGCCCACCCACACGAGAGUAAGAGCCUGGAGGACGUCCAGGAUCUCCAUGUCAGCUUUCGGUAUAUCAUCUAG